AUCUCAAGGGUGCUGCUGGGGUGGACAAUGAACAACAGCACUGCGUGCCAUGAUGAUCACACCCUGGAUAAGUAUUUGUUUCCAUUUGUGUACAGCGUUGUGAUGAUGAUCAGUAUUCCCAUCAACUGCAUAUCCCUCUAUGCGUCUUGCAUUCAGGUGAGGAAAAAGAAUGAGUUAGCAGUCUACAUCUUUAGCCUGUCUCUGGCUGACCUUUUGUACUCCUUGAUUCUGCCUCUGUGGAUUGAUUAUGCCUGGCAUGGAGAUGACUGGAGGCUCUCUGCUUUGCUUUGUCAGAUUUUUGCCUUCCUUACGUAUAUGAAUUUCUACACCAGCACUGCGUUCCUUGCUUGCAUCUCUCUUGACAGGUACCUGGCAUUAGUUCACCCCUUGAAGCUCCAGUACUUGCGCACAAGAAGAUUUUCAUUGAUUGUCAGUAUAAUUGUCUGGCUUCUGGAAAGCAUCUUUAAUUCUGUCAUAUUGGUGAAUAAAGAAGUAUUCAAUGAUCCUUGCAAUUUCACUAAUCAUAAAUUAUGCUAUGAUAACUACCCCCUGGAAAGGUGGCAGGCGAACAUAAAUCUAUUCCGGAUAUGCUCAGGGUACUUGGUCCCUUUGAUAAUCAUUGUGUUUUGCUACCAUAAAAUCUACCAAGUAGUGAGGUGUAACCAAGCCACAGUAGAUGAAGAAAAGAAAAAAGUGAAAAAACUUAUUGUGAACAUCACAGUUAGUUUCAUUGUUUGCUUCACUCCUUAUCAUGUUGUACUGCUUAUCCGCAGCAUCAAAGAACCUUCCACCUCUGACCCACAUCUUUUGUUGCUGAUGUAUAAGGUUUACAGAGUCACACAAGCCUUAACAAGUUUGAAUUGCAUCGCAGAUCCCAUUCUGUACUGCUUUGUGAGUGAAACUGCACGGACAGAGAUAGUGAAUUUGCUCAGGUAUUGCUUGUGCCUACGAAAGCGUGGGGAAGACCAAGUGAAAGGACAUGCUCCGUGCAGUUCUGCUACAAAAAACACUGCACUGGUCACCUACAGAAGUUCCUGUGAAACCCAGACUGUCAAAAUUUCCUAAUGAGCACAUGCAAAUGAAAACUGGAUAACCUAAAAGGAAAAGAAAGAAAAAUUCUUCUCCUAGGAACUUGUGCAUCUAGUAAAUGCCCCAAAAGUCAGAGAUACCAGUCUAAGCAAAACCAGUAGC
This is a messenger RNA of Camarhynchus parvulus, 1191 nucleotides long. RefSeq names its product G protein-coupled receptor 65 (gene GPR65). The record is from RefSeq and is a predicted model, not a curated record. The transcript has a single exon. Gene Ontology annotation, cellular component: membrane. The coding region runs from base 28 to 1065 and encodes 345 amino acids. Gene Ontology annotation, molecular function: G protein-coupled receptor activity. Lineage: Eukaryota; Metazoa; Chordata; Aves; Passeriformes; Thraupidae. Gene Ontology annotation, biological process: G protein-coupled receptor signaling pathway.